Ustilago hordei is the source of this 2220-nucleotide messenger RNA. RefSeq lists its product as uncharacterized. Lineage: Eukaryota; Fungi; Basidiomycota; Ustilaginomycetes; Ustilaginales; Ustilaginaceae. The record is from RefSeq and is a predicted model, not a curated record. Bases 1 to 2220 code for a protein of 739 amino acids. The transcript has a single exon.
AUGACGGUCAACGCCUCAACCCAGCCCAACCCAUCCUGGCUGCUCGGCAAGUCUUCUUCCACUACCUCCCCACCCUUGCUGUCACCCGACUUCUGGCUCUCGCGAGACUUCAUCCCCCUCUACCUGCUCUUCCUGCUCUUCCUUUCCUUCCGCCUCCCCUCGCUCCUCGAACGCCUCUUCACCCCGACCCUCACCUCUUCAACCUCAUCCUUUGUCAUUCCAGCCGAAACACGCCAUGCACGCUUCCUCCCCAUCGAAUCCCAACACAAGUUCCGCUACAACAUCCUCUACCUCGCCCUUCGACUCGACCACCUCGAAACACGCAAACUCGACACAGGCCACGCAUUCGCCUGGAAAGGACCCAUCCUUCUGCCCGAGUUCGUCGACGAACAUGCUCUCGCACAGAGCAAAAAAGGUGUAACACCCACCCCUGCUCCCACAUCCGCAGUUGGGAAUGGAGGUGAGAGGCAAGACUGGAAAGCAAAAAUGAGAGCUGCUGAAAGGAUCGAGCGUCGUAAACUCGAGCAGAAACGGAGCCGGAACGACAGAUACACCUGGUCGCUUACUGGGCUGCAUCCCAAACGAUAUCUGCGCACGCACCUUCCAAGGUCAGAAGAUCUCACCGAGCAAAGAGCGGGCUGGAUCGAAGGCUCGAUACUGCUCAAGCUCGCUUAUGAGUUGAGGGAGAGACAGUUCCUCAAGUCAGGGCCGCAAGAUGGAGCGAGUGGAGAGUGGAGCAAGGAGUUAGGGCAGGUUUGGACUGUGACCAUGCCCUCGAUUGCUGGUACUACAGGCAUCAACCCCCUCACAGUGCACUACUGUUAUCGGCCAGGAGAGAAGGGUGAGGAUCGGGGAAAGUUCUGGCUGAUUGUGUUGGAAGUGCAUAACACCUUCAGCGAGCGACACAUAUACGUACUCGAAGCCGGGAAGAACGAGGACGCUUCAGAGGAAGAAAAGAGAAGAGGUGGGUACGAACAUCAAUGGACCUUUCCAAGGUCGUUCCAUGUCUCGCCUUUCAAUGAUAGAGGUGGAUACUAUCGGCUUUUCCUGAGAGAACCUUUUGCUUCCGGACCAGACCCUACGCCGUUCACGCUGGGAAUCAGGUUGCUGCUUCUUAUCGAAGCCGAGGCCUCCGAUGGUGUCAAGUUUGACGGCGAAAGCGUGGAAAGAUCACAGAAGUUGGUGAAGAAGAUGAUGGCCACUUUGGACUCCAUCCCUCCACCUCCUUCAAAGACCUCAUCGCGCACAGCAAGAUACGUUCGACCACUAUCACCAGCAACACUCUACGCCGCAUUGAUGCGUCAACCUUUCGACCUCUUCCUCACCUUUGUCCGGAUCCUGUACGAAGCUGCAAGGCUGCACUUUGUGAGGAGAUUGGAUGUUUUUGGUCGACCGGAUAUGGUCCAAGUGCCUGAAGCAUCGCCUUUAUCUGCUUUUGACGGUGUUGGACUUCCACCACCGCUCAAUCAGAUCCAACCACAUCGCUCGGAAGCAGACAAGAAUGAUGAGCGAAGCCUGGGCUUGAUGUAUCCCGAGCCAGGGUGGGCAGAGAUCACAGCUAAGAAGUACAUGGAGGAGAUGAUCAGAAAGCGAGUUCAGGCGCUGAAGGCUGACAAGGGAGAGGAGUGGAGCGUUAGGGUAGAGAGUACCGAUCCGGCUGAUCCAGGACUUCACAUUGCUUCGGACAAGAUGAGAGAUGAAAAAGUCAGACAGUUGGUGUUGUACACCCGAUCAUACGGUGUCUACGUAGACCUGAUGACCCAUCAGCCACCCAGUCUAGCCCUGCUCCUGGGUAGCGUCGUUGGACGUCGCUGGGGAGUAAAUUCCAUGGACGCUUUCGACUCGUUCUUUCCCUCUGUCUCACUAGCAGACACAGGAAGAAGGAAGAAACACUUCGACUUCCUUCUCAACUCCCAUCUCGGUUCUUCCAGCUCGGAUCGGGAGGAAGCCUUGCAGUCGCUGCAGAAGUUCGGCAUCCCCACCAAGCCUACUACAACAAAGGAAGGCGAACAAAAGGAAAGUCGAAAAGUAACAACAGUUCUAUGGAUGCGCUACCUAGCAGCUGUAGCCGAAAAGAAAGCUUUCGCUCUGUUGGGUGCUCGAUACGUUAAAGGCACCGAGCCCUGGCUAGAGCUUCAACGCGGACUGAAGUAUAUCGAGAAGAAAGCUGCGGGCGGGGUCGAAUGGGAUACCAAGCUGGGCAGUGUUUAUCAUCCCUAA